CCUCUCUCGACCUUCCUCCUCUCACGCGAAAAUGGCGGCUGUCGCUUCCGAAACUGAACAAAUGGUUGAUGAGACUAACGCAGAAAUUUCAGCGCCAGAGAAACCUACAGAUGAGAAACUUAUAGAAGAAGAACAAAAAGAUGGAGGUACGUUAUCUGGGGGAAAUAUUUUCCCCACAUGUAGACACAAUGUACAAAUUUUCGUAUUUGGCGCAAACUUUAAUUUGACCUAACACGUGGUUUAUGCCCCAGCAUUUCAGUAUGUGUGAUUUUGUGAAGUAUUUAAAUAAUCGGUUGGUUUCUGUUUUAAGGGAUCUAUUGAAUUCUCAAAGAUUUUAGAGGGACAUCUAAAUGCAUGUCAUAAACUCGCUUGGAACUUCUCAAAACCUGCCGAUCAUGAUUAAGCCUAAUUUUCGCUCUUGCUAAUAAUGAUUAUGUUCGCUGCUAAAAUGCUCAAUGCUCAGAUUUACCACGUAUUAAUAAUAUUCACCGCUUUGAAAAUGGAAAAUAGCUUGUUUUACCAUUUUAUUUGCUGAAUGCAUCAACUCAAACAUCUAACUGUUAUUAAUAUAUUAUAUUGACGAUGACAAUGACAUUUGACAUAACUAAAAUAAUGUUUGACGUUUAGUACUAAGUUAAAAGUUUUCAAGUGAUACGGUAUGCAAGAAUUCGAACUGUUUUCCAGCUUUCAAACUGGUUCAGCAAGUACAUGUAUUGCAGGUUAUGGAUUGUCCAGUAGGAACCAAAGAAUACCGUAUUUAUUUAGUUGUGCCCACCUUGAAUAAGUGCCCACAAUGUACUUUGUAGACAGGAAAAGUUGAUAAGUGUGCAUGGAGUAAGAGCCUGCCUUGUAGCCAGAAAAAGGUAAUAAGUGCCCACCUCAAAUAAGCACCUACCUUGUUGUAAAAAAAAAAAGCUUCUGUGGCUCAAUUGUAGAUUGAAAUGUACAUUAUGUAUGUAUGUAUGUGCAUUAUAUUUUGUGUCUUUCUAUAUGGUUGUAUAUGGCUUGUUUGGCAUAUUUUGGUCAAUGAGUACUUCAUUAAACAAGACAAUUUUGACAUACAUUAAAAAAAGUGGGAAAAAUUGUUUCAGGUGAUAGACAAAAUUAUCCUCUAUUCCCUUUUGAAACUGACAGAGAAGAAGAUAUGGAAUCAAAACUCACUUGAUGCUGCAUUCUCCGCAGCUCUUCAAUUUGGACCAUGGGAGUUGUUUGGCUUAAGCCUUUGAACUCUAAGAGUGACCAGCAUCUAGUUUCUCCUAACAAUUAUACCACUGAAUCAUUCAUUUGAGGCAGGGCGUGAAAUUGCACCUAAUACAGGCACCAAUGCGACUAAAUUUUUCACUUUGGCGACCAAAUCCUGGAAAUUAGUUGCCAGAUUGGGGACUAGAAUGUUUCAUCAUAACCUUACCAAGAGAUAUAGUGAAUUAAAAAGAUUUGCAAAGAUAAAUCCGCGGCGAACUUCCUCGUUAAGUUUGUUUCCAAAAUGCAACACAUGCAUCUCGAUCGAUAACUAGAUGCCAUCUUGGAUUUAGGUGAGCUUUAAGGUUGUAUAUCGUCCAUCCUAGUGUCCACUUUGUAGCACGUUAAAGAUCUUUUCCCAAAUUUAAUUUUGGAGGGUCUAUCUAGAACGCCGACAGCUUAAAAAAAGGUUUUGUUUGUCUUUGAAAAUGGCGACCAACUUUUUUCCACUUGGCUACCACUUUGAAGAAUUUAGGAGCCAAGUGGCUAUCAGAAAAAAAAAUUAAUUUCACGCCCUGUGAGGUCAUGAGAAAAACAGGAAUGAUCACCAACUAAAGAAGCCCUUGAUUGUUAAACAAAUUCUCCAUGUUAGCACCUUAGGAAAUGUAUAGAGAACAGUAUGGAGAAUCUGCAUACUGAUGUUAGGGUGUAAAGGGUUGAGAAUGAACUGAGGCUAAUGAGUUGGCUCACUUUGCAGUUGCUUAAAUGACCCUGUUUCCUGCAAUGUAAGCCCUCUUGAUUAAUGUCCGGUAACAGGCCUGGUUUGGUUUAUGUGAGGAUUUUCAAUCUAUUUUCUUGUGAUAAACAUGAUCUUGGUUUCUGAGCUAAGAUUUCAGCUCAUUUAUAUUCAUAUAAAAUUAAUUCAGCUUAGUAACAGAUACACAAUGUAUAACUGAACAACAGUGUUCUUAAAAGAUUGUUUUUAGUGCUGUUUCUGUGGUGCUAACAACUAUGUUAUCCUCUCCUGUGGCGGUGAAAUGAGAUUUUGGAAGCAGAGCUAAUCCAGUUCAGCAGGCCUGUAUCAAGCCAUUACUCUAUGAUGGGUUUUGAUUCAGAAUUAUAUCUAACUAUACAUAUUAUUCAUAGAAAAAAUAGGAGAUGUUCAAAAUGAACCAGAUGAAAAGGCUAAAGAAGAGGAAAUGAAAGAAGAACCAGAAAAGGUAAAAUUUGGAUUAAAUGUGAUGUUGAGAGUAUUUUGAGUGAUCAUUCAGAAGCUAAUGCUGAGGUUUGAUAAAGAGAUUUCUUGGAAAAUUCUAAGUGUCACUCUGAGGUUCUGUAAUAAGCAAGCCUGUAGAGUUGUUCACUCAUAAUUCCCUCUAGGAUUUGACUUUUUCCCAACUCAGUAUAGACUGUAAUAGCACGAAAUACUUUGGUGUAGGCGUAGUAUUCAUGUGCCAUCAUGAAACUUCACAAAUGCUGUACAUGUAAUGAAUUGUAUUUUGACCAGUGAGUUAGAUAACCAUUAAGGUAUUGAUAUUCACAGGUUAGCUACAAUUAAGAUUGCUGGAAGAAUUUAGACAUUGAUACGGGCCAUUUUUUUCAGACUUCUUUUCCAACAGUGAACCUGUAAAGAUAAAUUGACUUAAUAUACUGUAUUACUAUCCCUGUGAUCUAUUGACAAAACUGUUUUAGAGAUUGCAAAGGGCUAUAGAAAUUUUGCUAUGAUUGUGGGGAGUGAGAAUGUAAUUCAUUGAAGAUGCUCCAUCCUAGACUACAAGUGUUCCCUUCUUUUCAGGGAAGUCUGCUGUGUAAGUCCAAAAAACUCAAUUUAAAAAAAAUUGAUGUUAGCGUGCAGCGGGGAGUAGCACAGGAGCUUUGCUAAAAAAGUAGGGAUUAGGGACCAAGCCCAAGAGUUUGAGUUUUGUGUUGCAUUGCUGGAAAUUUGUGAACAAGUGGUCAUGCAUGUAAACGCUUGUCAACCCUUCAGAUCAUUAAUGGGUGAUUUCCUACAGGAAUGUUUAUUGCAGUUUCCAACAAUUAGUUUGCUAAAACAAGAGGAUACUUGUGCAAUGGAGUUUGCUAAAAAGGAGGGAGUGCUUGCUGUCAUCCUCCAUCUUUCAACUCUCCUCCCCCACCAUGUUCUUUAUCUUUCGCAUCACUUACAGUUUUAAAUUUCAUGUGGUAUUUCAGGGUUUAAAUGGAGAAGAAAAAGCAGCUGACAGUUCAGAAGGUUUAGCUGACAAGGUAGCAAAACACUACAAUGAACUUCCAUCAGCAGGAAAAGAAAUUCGUAAAGAAAGUCCUAUAUAUUACCUAAGGAACUUUAACAACUGGGUGAAGAGUAUAAUCAUCAAUGAAUGCUUGGAAAAAAUCAAGAGGUAAAUGUGCCAUUGCAAUCUUAAUUGUUGAAUUGUUGUGGGUGAAAUGGUUGUAAAGAUGUCAGCUGGACAAAGUGUUUGUAAAGAGGUCCUUGUUUUACACUGUAGACUUGGUGAUUGUGUUGACUUCUAAGGUGAGCCACUUAACCCUUUAACUCCCAUGAGUGACCAGGACAGAAUUUAUCCUUACAAUAUCAAUGCAAUAUCAAGUAGCAAAGUGAGAAUAGGGAAAAAUAUCAAUCAUUUGUUGAUCCAAUACCAAAUUAUCUGAAGAAACAUCAUAAGAAUUGUGUGGCAGACAGUAAGGAGAAUUACAAAUGAGAUCUUAGGAGUGAAAGGGUUAACUUUCACAGAGACUCACUACACAAUGUAGGAAUAGAACAAGCACUGGAAACAGGAAAAAAUGAAUUGGGAAUAGGAUGUAGUGCACUGCUUGAUGCUGCUGAAUUUGGGAUGGUCUGCAGUUGUUCAUUCACAGUUUACUUUUAAUUCUUAAGACAGGAGUGCUAGAGGCAGAAAUGAACAGCAAAUAUGUGGAGGGACUGGAUGGAACUUAAUUAUUUUAUUGAACUUGCUACUGUUGUUAAUGUUCUGACAGAGUCAAUUCAAAGGAAGUGGCUGUGCUGGACCUUUGUUGUGGAAAAGGUGGAGAUCUUCUUAAAUGGCAGAGGGGAAGAAUAAAGACACUUGUCUGUGCAGGUCUGUUUUAGUAGAAUUCUCCAGGUUUGAUAAGUGUUAAAAAAAAACGUAAUUGAAAUAAUUUGGAAGUUGUUGAUUGUACAUACAUGGAGAGAUUCUUUAUUUACUAACCAUAUGUCAAUGUGGAAUUCAGGUAGUUGGUUUAUUUUAGAGGGUGGAAAAGGAGGAGGGGAUAAUUAGAGAAAGGGCAAAAAGAGAUUCUGUGAUUCAAAUGGAGGUCACUAGUGGGAAGCAAGUGUAGCCAAGUUUGUUCUAUCUCUGCACUAGUGAAGUAAUUAUCCCUUUGACCUGUGAGAGUGACCAGCACCUAAUUUCUCCUUUCAGUAUCACCCCCAAAUCGUAGAAUAUGUGUAAAGAACAGUAUGGGGAAUAUGCAAACUAAUAUUAGAGGCUCGAGGGUUAAUUGAUCAACUGAAAUGUAUUUUCCUAGAUAUUGCUCAAGUCUCUGUGGAACAGUGUGAGGAGCGAUACAAAGAACUAAAAAAGACGCAUGAGACUCGACGUUAUAGGGAUCCUCUCUUUACACCUGAAUUUAUCACCGCUGAUUGUAGUAAGGUAAUGAAGAUGAACUGAAUUUUUUCCUUUAUGUAACAAUGGUUAGAUCAGGGAGCUUUUCUCGCACUUUCUGUGGCUUUACGGUUACAGUAGCUUACUGACUUCCAGAGGUUCUGAUUUUAGCUCUAGCUUGGUCAUUGAGCCCAGUGUUCUCCCUUAUUUUAAGCACAACUGAUAAAGAAAUUUUCAAAUUGUAGAGCAAUCCUUUUACCUGUUUGAUUUUCAAGAAUCAAGUCUUCAAGUGAUUUUAGGCAGUAAUAAUAGGUUCUACAAGCGGUGAAUUUUAGCAAUUACCAACUGGAAAGGAGAACACUGUGUUCUGUGUUCCUUGGGUGAGACAUGUUACUCUCCUAGGUCCCACUCCAUACUGUAGUAUAAAUGAGUAUCGGUGGACUGUCUAGGAAACCUAUUGAAACAAUGUUUGCAAUUUUUUUUUCUGGGGGGGGGGGGGAGGGGGUGUGGUACAGAAACCUGACAGGAACCUUAAUAAGCUGGAUAAAACAUGGCUUGGUUUGUGUUCUGACUUAACCUUACAGAAACAAAACUUCUCACUAACUUGAAGUGACCCUCUUUUACUUUGUACAUCAUAAGAGUAAAGGAAUCAAGUGUCCUAUCUCCUGUUCUAACCUUUAAAUUCCAGUUAAGUUUUUUUCAUCAUUUUCCCUCUUGUUAAUUUUUCCAAUGUUACCCCUGUUAUCACAAUUUUCUGGUUCUGCCACAUAUAUGUUUUUAGUAAUCUGUGCUCUUUUUUGUAGGAACGACUUCAAGAUCUUUACCAAGACAAGAAUAUCGAGUUUGACUUGACAAGCUGCCAAUUUUCAUUUCAUUAUUCAUUUGAGACUUAUGAGCAAGCAGACAUGAUGCUAAAGAAUGCUUGUGAGAAACUUAAAGUCGGAGGUUUUUUCAUAGGGACAACACCCAAUGGAUAUGAGUUGGUGUAGGUGUCUGAUGAUAACAAUCAUCUUUUAUAAGUAGUAUUUUUCUUUAAAUGAUUAGCUGAUUAUACACAAAUUUUGAUUGGUUCCCAGAAACAGGACAGAAACAUAAAUGACAUCACUAUCUGCAACAUUUUGCUUUGUUAUCAUUUCAAAGAAAUAGAUUCCAUGUUACCAUGGAUUCCAUGUUACCAUGGAUUCGUACACUGGUAGAUCAAAGGAGAUUUCAGAGGGUGAUAAAAACAUUAGUGAUAGUCUUGGCUUUACCUUGUGUGCCCCUUUUUUGUUCUUACUGUAUUUUGAUUUCAUCUGCGAUCUAUAACUAAAAAUGUGCAUGGCAAAAUGGAAACUAAUGGAUGUGUGAUCUGAAGGUGAAUAGGAGUCAGAAUAUAGGUGGCCCACCCCAGAUGAUGCCUAAACUGCACUCAAUGGUAUUACUUUCUUUUUUUGUUUCAGUCGUCGAUUAGAGAAAUCAGAAGGUCUUUCCUUUGGAAAUGAUGUUUAUAGAGUUACUUUUGAGAAGAAAGGUGACUAUCCUCUAUAUGGCUGCAAGUAUGAUUUCCAUCUUGAAGGAGUGGUUGAUUGCCCUGAGUUCUUGGUAUACUUCCCUCUGCUUGAAAAGUAUGUAAACAUUUGUAGAUACUAAUUUUGACAUUAUCAACAAGUUUAAAAAUCCAUAAAAUCCAUCUUAAGGAUAAAACUUGAAACAUGUGAUGACAAGAAAGUCUAAAGCUUGAUUAACUGCCCAAGUUUUUAGAGGACAAACACUUAUGCAACAUGUUCUACAUGUUUUGUAGAUCUCUGUCCCCUUUAGAUCCUUUUCAGUCUUUUUAGAUGGUAACUGGUAAUUUUAAGAUGUAAGUGGUAUGCAAUGAUUUGAAUACAGGUUGCUUGUAGUGGCUGUUUUAGUUUUGUGAACCCUUUGCACUGUAGCAUCAAUAUGCAUAUUCUCCAUACUGUUCUCUAUACAUUUCCAACGGUGCUGUCAAGAAGAAUUUGUUUAGCAAUCAAAAGAUUUUUCAGUUGGUGAUCAUUAUUUUCUUUUAUUAUUGUGAUGUUAAUUUUUGAUUCAAGGGUGAUAUUGUAAGAAACAAUUGUAAACUAGUUACCCCUAGGGAUCAAAGGGUUAAUUGUUUUUGCUGCUGCAUCUCUUGUUCCAGAAUGGCAGAAAAGUAUAAUAUGAAGCUAAUGUACACAAAGACAUUCCAUGAUUUUUUCCGGGAGAAAACCAAGGAAUCCACCUCUCUCCUUUACAAAAUGAAAGCGCUUGAGGUAUGUGUGUAUUUGGCUGUAUUAGAAGGGUUUUUUGUGGCAGGAUAUUCGUGUAUGAUGUAAAGAGACAUUUUCAGCCAAAGAUGAACAUUAACAUGAACAUUAGUUUUAAACACUGAACAAUUUAGUUGACUUAAAAGUGUUUGCUGAUACCAUGAGGAUUAUGAGUACCAAUCUGAAAGCUAAAUUUUCAUUCUAGAGUUCUGCAGCUUUCCAAACAGCCUAGAUGUAGGGAAAGGCUGUAAACUGCCAUAUGCUGCUUAGAAUGUUAAGAGGAAUCAAUCUCCCUUUUCCUUCAACAAAAUUAUUCUUGUUUUCUUGUUUUCUUGUCACCAUACUCCCACCAAUAGGUUAGCUCCAUUUUCUGCAUAUAAGCACACACAUCAACACAGUCGAUAAUACCAAAUUAUCCUGUUCUACUCUUCAACUGAUGCUUAACUUAACUCAACCCAUUCAUGCAUAAAUAUAAAUAUUAUUUUGCUGUUUGCUUCUUUGAUUAAGACAUACCCACCACGCUUAGAAAAUGAGAGCUUGGUUUCAAGUGCUGAGGAUGCAUACACACAUGCGAAAGACUUUUUAGAAGGAAUUCAGCUGAAUCAAGAUAAAUCUUCCUCAACCAGCAAGUACAGAGACCACAGGGAAAAGAACUUAAAACACGUGGUAAGUUGAAGAAUAACUUUCUUGUUUUUCUUGUUGUUGUUGUUAUUUUUAUUAUUAUUCUUAAUACUAUUAUUACUAUUGUAGUAAACUAGUAUCAUGAAAUAUUAUGUUGCUGCCCCUUUUUGUUUUGUUUUGGAAACAAGCUUUCCUUUUUUUAUCACCUGAUGACGAAUGUGGGCUAUAUUUUGUAUAAAACUGGUCAAAACACAAUUUCAGUUAUUGAUGUUUGUUAAGAAAUGUUAUUCACUCUCUAAGGUGCUUUUGGAGAUUGCAUUUAUUAUGAUUUGAUUUUAAAAUUUUAAUGACAUUUCUCUUUUUAUAAUUACAAUCUAAAAUAGAAGCAAGGGUAAAAGUUAACUUCAUGCAAUAUAUUAUACAGUCUGUGAAAGGUUUGCAUGUCUCUGUAUUAUUAUACACAUGUAUGCAUGUCUCUGGAAUGUCUCUAGGAAUGCCAAAUGAUUCAUGCCCUCAUCUGCUUUUCUAGAAUGUUGGCAAUGUUAGAAACUUUGACUGCUUUAGUUCUUUGGAGUAAAAGGCUGAAAUAGGGUUUUUUUUUUUCAAUUUUCAUUGUCAGUUUUAAAUAUUUAUGUUGUCAUAAUUUGUAUCAUUAACAGGGAACCAUGUCAAAGUUUGAAUGGGAAGCUGUUGGUAAGUUUUAAACUCCGGAGAGUAUGUUUUUCAUGAAAUAAUAAUAAUAAUACUAUCUAAGCUUGUUGCCAGUGUGGUAUUCUCUUAGCUGUUUGCUGUUGUUUGCUUUAGGAAUGUACUUGGCAUUUGUAUUUGUGAAAAUUGAUCCAGAAGCAGAGCAAAAGAAGGCAGAAGAAGCAGAGAGAAGGGCAAAGGAAAGAGCAGAGCGUGAAAUGGAGAGAGAAGAGAGAGCCAAAGCUGAACAGGAAAGAGCUGAAAAAGCUAAAGCUGAGGAAGAUAAGGAAGAACAGGCUGAAGAAAAACCAGAGGAAAAAGCAGAGGAAAUGGAAGCAGAGCCCAAAGUUGAGUCAAGGAAGAGGAAACAUGAGGAAGAGCCAGCAGAAGGUGAUGGUGAUGAUGGUGAUGAUGGUGAACCUGUGGCAAAGAAACAAGGAACUGUUGAGGAAACAUCUGGUUAAAUAUGUUGACUCUAAAAUUAUGCAGUGAUUUAAAAAGACUCUCAUUUUGAAGAACUUUAACAAGGGGUGAGGCAAAGAAUGGAACAUUUUCCUUUCCCCCAGAACUAGGACUUUUUUUCCAAUUGUAAAAAAAAAAAAGAGAUACAUUCCUUGGCAUAGAAAAUUAGAUUGCAUUUUUAGCUUGAUAGGUUCAUCCAAAAUAGCUUUGUCUCUUUCUGUGUGCAAAGUAAUACUUAGGUAACAUUUCCACUCCCAAAAUCUAAAAGUUAAUUUUCCUAACUGAGCGGUAUAGUACUGAUGCGGACUGGUUGUGAUCUGAUUUUCUUCUUGAAUUAAUAUCUUUUUCUGUACAAACACAACAUGGACUAGAUGAAUAGGUGCAAGGUGAAAAAAGUAGGUCACAUCCUUAUUCUCUUCUGGAACCCUCAUCUGGUGUGGUUAUUAUCCACAGACCACAAUGUAUCAUUGAUAUUUGAGAAUGAAACAGACUAUGUGCAGUCCAAUUUGUAUGCACCUUUUAAAAGUUUAUUUUAGAACUUUAAAAGUUAUAUGAUACACAGUUGAUUACACUCUUGUUACCCAACUGUGCCUUUAUUUAAUGUGUAUGCUUGUGAAUAGCUCUCUUGUUCGUUACCUCAUGUUAUCAUUGAGAAAUGUUGUGUAACAGGCUACAAAAAAUAAGGUUAUUAGAGCAAUUUACAAUCAAUUGUCAACAGUAAUGCAUGAUUAAUGCACAAUUUGAAAGUUUCAGUCAGAAGUGGUUGGAAGUGGGAGUCAGCCAUCCAUGUUUAAAUAUCAGGGAAUUUCCUUGUUCUUCUUCUUUGGAAGUCUUGAUAGGCAGUUGAUGGAAGUGAGACUCUAUGUUUUAAACUUCAGAUGAGUAUGAAGAAGAAACUGGUAUUCUUU
Messenger RNA from Pocillopora meandrina, 9690 nucleotides. The record is from the annotation of a GenBank genome assembly. NCBI's taxonomy places the organism in Eukaryota, Metazoa, Cnidaria, Anthozoa, Scleractinia, Pocilloporidae.